Messenger RNA from Neohortaea acidophila, 2162 nucleotides. Its product is annotated as ASST-domain-containing protein. Bases 71 to 2008 code for a protein of 645 amino acids. NCBI's taxonomy places the organism in Eukaryota, Fungi, Ascomycota, Dothideomycetes, Mycosphaerellales, Teratosphaeriaceae. The transcript has a single exon. The record is from RefSeq and is a predicted model, not a curated record.
CAUAAGAUCAAAAUGCCGUGUGGCAUUCGCAUGAGUACCCAUCUGUCGUUUCUGUUGCUGAGCGCCAACUAUGGGGCGUUAUCUCAUUCCUCAGUCAUUGCUGGUUCUACAACUGAUUUCCCUGGCCUCUUUUGCCCGCGCCCAGCCAACCAGUCGCCGCGACAAUGCCAUAGGCGACAGCGGCGACGACUACGGCACCGUCACAUUUGUCUCCCGCCCUGACAUCGUCGCGCUUCAAUGGGAGCGGGCGGUAUACGAUGAAGAAGCUUUGGCUCCGGGAUAUUGGUUCGUGUCACCAUAUAAAAGCGUGGAGGUCCACGAGCGCCUCCCGUGGAUGGGGCCCCAGAUCUACGACUCUACCGGCGGCCUGAUCUGGAGCGGCGGCUCGAUGAUACAGAAUCGGAAUGCCUUCGACCUCCAAGUUCAGCAGGUGGCAGGAAAGCCAAUGCUCACCUUCAUGGCGCGUAACACGACGCUGGAAGCCAAGCCGCGUGCCCACUCGCCAUACAGCGACGACCACGCAGGUCACAUCCUCGACGAUUCGUACGAUCUCUACGAAACCAUUGCCAUGGCCGACGCCGAGGGCAAUUACAACAUGCACGAUUUGACCAUCCUAAACGAUGGAGAGCGCGCCCUCAUGUUGACGCACCAAACGCAGGGUGGGGACGACCCAGUCAUACUCCACUCCUAUGAAGGACCGUGUGAUAUUAUGUGGCAAGGAUUCAGGGAGGUGGACCUUGCCACCGGAAGAAACGUCUUUGAAUGGAACGCCAAGGGCCACAUCGAUCUCGCGGAGAGCAAUCAGAAAGACGACACCUGGGAAGCAAUGUGCGAGAAUGGGUUCGACAUCCUUCACCUGAAUUCCGUCGACCGAUUCGACGAUGGUGAUUACCUCCUCUCCGCCAGACACACCGAUACCAUCUACAAAAUCUCGCACGUGGAUGGCUCGAUUGUAUGGCGACUCGGCGGGCGCCAAAGCGACUUCCAAUCCCUCGACAUGGGCGCCAACUUUACACGGCAGCAUCACGCCAAGUUUCGAGGCACGAGUGGUCCGUGGACGUGGAUCUCACUCUUCAACAACGCCGCCGGCUCCGACGAGAGUCCCGGGAGUUGGCCCAGCAGCCCGUCUUCCUCCAGUCUGGUCCUCGCCUUGCGCACGGAUGUGCAGCCCAUGACCGUGCAGCUAGCUGGACGAUAUGAGCAUCCAGACGGCAGCACUACAGCGGCCCGAGGCAGUGUUUCCUUGUUGGAAAACGGCAAUGUAUUCACGUGUUGGGUGAUCUCCAUGACCUUGUCCGAGCACAGCUUUGAUGGCCGGCUCCUGAUGAAAGCACGCGCGCGGAUGGCCGGCGCCAAUACCUACCGUGCGUUCAAGUCGCCAUGGGUGGGUCGACCAUCACGGCCGCCAGACGUUCUCUCCGUCGCCACGACGACGGUGCUCGAACGCCUGACGACAUUGGAACACGGCUUCCUGAAGUUGACCAAGCGGGAUCACAUGACGAUUACGGAUCCGAAUCACCUGACAACCUUGGUUCACGUGAGUUGGAAUGGUGCAACGGAGGUCACGACCUGGCGCCUGCUGCGUACCGACGCGGCCGGCAAUUUUCUCGACCCGAUUGCCUCUGUCGCGCGUCAAGGCUUUGAGACUGCCAUUUCCUUUCAGGGGUUCGCGGAGCAUGUCGUUGUCGUAGCUAUGGACCUUGACGGGGUGGAGAUUGGAAGAUCAAACGUCGUGCAGACGACACUGCCAGCCGAAGUGGAGAGUCUGUCAGCGACGGAAAGGGCGCAAUGGAUUCAAAAGCAUUCCUCGACAUCCCCGCCAACCUGGCCGUCGCUGGUGAUGGUGGCUGUGAUGUCCGGACUGCUGUUCACAUGCUGUGUACUGGUAGUGUGGCGCACAGAUACCAUCCGGAGGAGACUACUGUGGUGGCGAUCUACAGAAUCUGCAUACGCGCCUGUUGCUGAGACGGACGACGAACGCGCCUUCGAGAAAGUCGAUGGCGGGUAGUCCUGCAUCAUCUCGCUAGAGUGGAUAUUGCUUUCCAUUUCGUCGCCAUCCAUUUGGCCCCUCGUUCGUCCAACACGAACGCGAGUGAGGCCGAGUUGGCUACGGGUGAAGCCUGAUGGCCAAAUCUAUUGUACUCUCUCCGCUGCCCACUACC